Volvox carteri f. nagariensis is the source of this 1374-nucleotide messenger RNA. RefSeq lists its product as uncharacterized. Bases 1 to 1374 code for a protein of 457 amino acids. NCBI's taxonomy places the organism in Eukaryota, Viridiplantae, Chlorophyta, Chlorophyceae, Chlamydomonadales, Volvocaceae. The record is from RefSeq and is a predicted model, not a curated record. The transcript has 3 exons.
AUGGGAAGUCCCAAGACUUGUACGCGCUUCCUAAGCUGCUUCGGAUGUGGCGUGGCAGCACCCGCAGCAGCCGUAGUAACCAAAAAUGGACCCACCAGCGAUCCCGCUAGCCCUGCCAUUUGCAAAGCAGCAGCUAAUAUCAGCGCCGGCGUCAGCGUCGUGACGGAUUCCUCCGUAGGAAGCCGGCUGCCCACGGCGGGAAGCGUCCGGCGGCCUUCUCAGGCAUUUUCGGAGCCUUCAUCACAGAGCCCCUGGUCAUUCUCUGAUGGAUUACUUAAAAAACGAUUGCCUGUGGCGCACCCGCCAUCGCGAGGCAGCGGCAGCGGCGGCGACGUUGGUGAAUGGCCUUCCAGCGUAUUUGAGGGCUUCACUCCGUGGCGCCGUACUCGCAAGCCUCGCGUCCGUUCCAGCUACGUGUCUCCAGCGUACGACACGGAGGACGAGCUAUCCCCCACCGCCGGCAUCUCCCGCUCGCCCUCGGCCUCUGCUGGCGGCUGCGGCGGCCGCGGCGGCGGCGGCUCGUCCUCCUCCCUGGUGGAGCCAACCCUGGAGGAGGAGGGGGCACCGCAAGACGACUGCGCCGCCGCCGUCGCCCCCGCUACUGCUGAAUCCGUACCCUCACUCAAGCGCGGCGGCGGCGACGGCGCCGGCGGCGGCCUUGGAAUCAAGGACGCUACGGCGGAGGGCUACGGGGGGCCCAGCGGGGCUGCAAGCGAUGGCCUGCAAGCUGGGAAUGGUCCCUGGCUAAGACCUUCUGCGACGCUGGAGGCUGUACGACAACGUCCGGUGCAGGUUCCGGAGCGCGCACGGGAGCGGGGGAAACAGGCAAUGCAGGUCGAGGAGGUGGACGGCAGUGAAGGCCAGGUCCUGCCACAGCACCCUGGCGUUGUCAGUACGGCGUCGUUCUUAAAGUCCGCGUCGUUUGCAUUGUCAACGGUAGCGGCGGCGGCGGCGGCUCGAAGGGAUGGCGUUACAGCUGGCGACGGCGGCGGGAGCUGCGGCGAAGAAUCCCGUAACAUGAGCGCAGCUAGCAGUAGAGGUAGCGCCAGCGGGAGGAGUAGCAACAGCGGCUUCAGGCGGCCCCGCUCACGUCGUGGUGGCGGCGGUGGCGGCAGUAGCAACGCAGGAUAUGCACCCGGCGACGCCAUCGCAGCGUACGGUAGGUAUGGCGUCACGCGGCGGCGGAAUGGUUUCGGAGCCGCCGCCGUCGGAAUGUUUGGGGGUUCACGUCGCGAGCUGGCUCGAGGAGUUGCUGCCGCCGUCACCCGGUUAUCAUGCCCAACGACCUGCCGUACGGCCUGGCGGUGGCGUCGCCGCGAAGAGAGUGACGGUGGCGGCGCCGGACAGCUUCAGAACUCUCAUGCGCGAGCUUGA